AUGUCUGAAAAAAUUGUUUACUGGAAUACCACCCUUGGUUGGAUAUGCUGUGCACCAUGCAUAUGGCUGCGCACUUCUGCAACUGUUCAUAAAAUUGCAAUUACUACUGCAACCUUGUUAGUCACUUCUCUGCUUGUUGCAUCGCCAAUAUUAUUUUUAAUAAGUACUGCACCAUCACAACUGCCACGAGAUUGUUAUUCAGACGAUGAAGAUUGUAUGCCGACAGCAGCUCCGCCUCCUGAGUGCUUGGAUCCUGUGUGUAAAAUAGCAGCGUCAAGUAUACAUGCAAAACUCAAUUGGAAUUUCGAUCCUUGCGUGGACUUCAAAAACUUUAGCUGCUCAUCCAGUUCAAACAUUAAUGGACUGGCAAGUCUACGUGCUAUUCGUAGUGCACAGGAAUCUGUUGAUUUGCAAAUGCAACAACUAUUGCAACAUAAUACGACUUCAGGUCCUUUUAGAAAAUUGGGCCGUUUAUUUGGCAGUUGCUUACGACAAAACACAAACUCAUCAACGAUUAGACUGGUUUUGGAUCAAUUAGGAGGCUAUUUGCCGAUUGGAGCACUUGGUCCGUCUAGUAUAUCGCAGCUUAUUUCAAAAAUAUAUGAGUUAGGUCCGACGCCUUUAAUCGACAUUUACUACGAUUUAAGUUAUGGAAAGCGACCACACGUUUUACUGAUAAUAAGUGGUCCCAGUACAACAUCGCCCAUUCUAGAAGUUUUUCGUCAAAACAUCCGCAAUCAUAUCAGCUGUUGGACAAUAUACAAGCUCCACCUGUUUACUUUGCACCAGCUCUCUGAUAUGAUGAAACUUUAUGUCGAUGUGCUUGCUGCGUUUGUGGAAAACUUGGACACGGAAUGCAAAAUAUCCGGUCUUGUAGAAAUCGCAAGGCACAUGAGUGUACCAACAAGUGAUUGGUAAUCACGUUGACCAACU
Lucilia cuprina (Australian sheep blowfly) is the source of this 933-nucleotide messenger RNA. RefSeq lists its product as uncharacterized. Gene Ontology annotation, molecular function: metalloendopeptidase activity. Bases 1 to 918 code for a protein of 305 amino acids. Lineage: Eukaryota; Metazoa; Arthropoda; Insecta; Diptera; Calliphoridae. Gene Ontology annotation, biological process: proteolysis. The transcript has 4 exons. The record is from RefSeq and is a predicted model, not a curated record.